Molecule: messenger RNA, 736 nt
Organism: Neomonachus schauinslandi (Hawaiian monk seal)
Lineage: Eukaryota; Metazoa; Chordata; Mammalia; Carnivora; Phocidae
Gene: UCMA
Product: upper zone of growth plate and cartilage matrix associated
Exons: 6
Coding region: 1-417 (138 amino acids)
Biological process (GO): embryonic skeletal system development; regulation of osteoblast differentiation
Cellular component (GO): extracellular matrix
Source: RefSeq, a predicted model, not a curated record
AUGGCCUGGAGACAGCUGCUCAUGGCCUCCUGUCUCUCAGCCGCUGUGCUCCUGACCAUGCUGCAGGAGGGGACUGGUGCAUCGGUGGGUACCCAGCAGGUGGCAGGACAAGAGGCUCAGGAAGAUGUGGAACAGAAGAUUUUCAUGCAAGAAUUAGAUGCCUCAAAUUUCCUCAAGAAGCGCGGCAAGCGGUCCCCCAAAUCCCGAGACGAGGCCAACUUAGAGAACAGGCAGAAGCUGCGGGCUGAUGAGCUGCAGAGAGAGUAUUACGAGGAACAAAGGAACGAGUUUGAGAACUUCGUGGAGGAGCAAAAUGACGAACAGGAAGAGAGAAGCCGGGAAGCUAUUGAGCAGUGGCGCCAGUGGCAUUAUGACGGCCUGUACCCAUCAUAUCUCCAAAACCGCCACCGCAUCUGACCUCAUCUUGACAGACCAAGACGAUGGAGCCUGAAACUCACAUACCCACCCCAGAUAUUUGAAUGCUUCCGCACAAACAGGCCCCUUCCAAGGGUCUCAACUCGGGGCCUGCUGUGGUAAACACACAUGCCUUUUGCUCUGAUGGAUUAAGAUGCCCUGGCUUUCGCUUCUUUGCAGAUGAUUUUCUGAGGUGGGCAAACACCUGUGGGGCCUCCUAGCACCAAACCUACAGUGACUUCCCCUUACUUAGCCAUUGUUCCCACAGUAUGAUUCCUGUCCUGUAGACAAAGAAAAGGAUCACAAUAAAGAGAAAAGAUGA